CUCUGGCAGGUGGUGCUUUGUCUUUAGGCACAUUUUGUCAACACAGACUGUGAAGGCUCAGAUGUCUCUAUCAGCUCUUUGAAUGGUUGAUCGCUGUCUGGAGCUCUACCAGCAGCAUCCUGCAGCAUCCAUAUCAAAAUCGACCACAGGUGUUGUCCUGCGCGGGCCAGUAAAAACAAAGCCUUUAAAUAGCAUGUAUGAGCGGAUGUGUCACCACAAGGGCAGGCAGGGGCGGGGAGGACGGAUUGGAGAAUGGGGGGCGUUAGGACCCAGCAGCGCCUCUGUCUGCCCCGCUCUGACGUUCUGGAGGCAGACGUGCAGGUUGAAACGCUGCUGCGGUACUGAGGCAGGAUAGGGACAGCCCACGGCUGCAUCAUCCGGCAAGACUCUCAACAGUUUACUCUGUGCAUUUCUGGUCUACAGGUCCACACGACUUCAACACGAUCUAACCAGAAAGACACAUUCCUUUUUUACAUCAGCGUUAAUCAGACGUCUCUCACAGCUGGACGACAUCCGAACAUCAAUGUCAUGUGGCAUUUUUAUUUCUGGGACUACUGCGUGAAUUUCAUCUGGUCGCGUUGUGCGUGAUCUUUAUUGAUGUUUUAGAAGCGAUCUCAUCCUGCAGGAAUCGACUGCAGCAGCAUCCAGGCAGAAGGUGGAAGCCUGCGGAGAUCUGUGGAGUCAGAACGUCCACGAGUCAGGAAGUGUUUUAAUCUCUGAUCCAGUGCAAUUGACAUUUGUUCAGUCCAUGACUGCUGAUAUGCAUCACGUGGGAUUGUGAAGAUUUGUGAGGAGAGCCCUUCAUCAGAAACUGUCAUCUUGUUGGCUCCAUUAAGGCACAGCCAUAAAGCAUCAUGGGAGGUGUUGCAGUGGAUGAUGGAGCACCGGGUGUGAAGGCUCCAGAUGGAGGAUGGGGCUGGGCAGUGCUGGCCGGAUGUUUUGUCAUCACAGGCUUUUCCUAUGCAUUCCCUAAGGCAGUCAGUGUUUUCUUCAAAGAGCUGAUCCGGGAGUUUGGUGUUGGAUACAGUGACACUGCCUGGAUCUCGUCCAUCCUGCUGGCCAUGCUUUAUGGCACAGGUCCUCUAUGCAGUGUGCUGGUGAACCGUUUCGGCUGUCGGCCUGUGAUGAUGGUGGGAGGCCUCUUUGCCUCUUUAGGGAUGAUCCUGGCCUCCUUCUCCACCAGCAUCAUCCACAUCUACCUCACUACUGGAGUCAUCACAGGUCUUGGAUUAUCUCUGAACUUCCAGCCAUCUCUAAUCAUGCUGAAUCGUUACUUUAGUGAGAAGCGUCCUCUGGCCAAUGGCCUUUCAGCUGCUGGGAGCCCUGUGGUCCUGUGCUGCCUCUCGCCUCUGGGUCAGGUUCUUCAGUACCAGUAUGGAUGGAGGGGAGGUUUCCUCAUUCUUGGUGGGCUUCUAUUGAACUGCUGUGUGUGCGGGGCCCUCAUGAAGCCUCUUGUUGCUCCUAUGACAAAGGAUUUGGGAGACAAGGGGAUAGAGAAGAAGAAGGUCAAACCAAAACUACUGGACUUCUCUGUAUUCAAAGAUGAAGGGUUUGUCAUCUACACCGUAGCCGCAUCCAUCAUGGUGCUGGGCUUGUUUGUACCACCAGUGUUUGUUGUGAGCUAUGCUAAGGAGCUGGGAAAUGAGGACACCAAGUCUGCACUCCUGCUCACCAUCCUGGGUUUCAUUGAUAUGUUUGCACGACCAACCUGUGGUGUGAUUGCUGGACUGAAAUGGGUUCGGCCUCGUUGUGUAUACUUCUUCAGCUUUGCAAUGCUUUUCAAUGGAACUGCUGACCUGAUUGGCUCACAGUCCAAAGACUAUGCAUCUCUGGUAGUUUUCUGCAUCUUCUUUGGCAUCUCCUAUGGCAUGGUGGGUGCACUGCAGUUUGAAGUGCUAAUGACUAUAGUGGGCACUGAAAAAUUCUCCAGUGCAAUUGGCCUUGUCCUACUAAUGGAGGCUAUUGCUGUGCUGGUGGGACCACCGGGUGCAGGUCGGCUUCUCGAUGCUACCAAGAACUACAUGUACGUCUUCCUGCUGGCAGGAUGUGAGGUGGUGCUUUCAGCAAUGGUUCUAGCUACUUGCAACUUCUUGUUUAUCAAGAAGAAGCCCUCUGCACCAGCAGACAACCUUGAAAGCAUCACACUGACAGAUGAUUGUAAUAUGAAGAUGUGUAGCAACAGGGCAGAAGGGAAUGAUGAUGAAGAGAAGGGAGAGAGAGAAGAGCAAGAAAAGAUUAUUAAGGAGGAGAAGAAUAAAGACAAUGAAGGAAUAGAUGAUGUCCGACCAAAGAGUGUAACGGUUGAUUCACAGGAGGUGGAGAGGUUCUUGAAAGAACCGCAGCCAAAUGGUAACAUGGCUGCUUCUCCGGAAACCUGUCUUUAAGUAAAAUCAUUUAUUCAACAGCUUAGUGAAAUGUGCUAGUUAGAAACAUACCUGGCCCUAAGGUUUGCCCAUAUUUAAACGUUUGAGCGACGUGUUUAUGUCUGUUACUUAAAGUAGCUGUGUAAUACUGCUACUGCUCCCAUCUAUAUGAUUAACACUUGAUGUUUAAAUAAGAAAACUAAGCUGUAGUGCUGCCAUGUGUAUACAGUUUCUAUCAAAUGUUGAAAUACUUUUUUAUGGAUGUCGCCACCAGCAAAUGAUAUUAAUGGAUAAUUUUGUCACAAUUCUGCAAUUCAAGCAUUAACAAAUCACAUGAAAAGCUUAUUGGCACAGAUGAAAGUAAACUCACUAAAAGAAAACAAAACAAUGAAGCAUCUCUGUUAGCAUGAAACAGCCUGCUUUUAAUGGAACUUGAUACAUUUUCAGAACAGUGAGGAAAGUGUAAAUGAUCUGAUUUGAGACCAUGUGGCACAUUGGACCAGUCACUAGAGGAAGGUCACCAGACACAGAGACUGCCUCAUAAACACAUUAGACAGCAUCACCAGCACUUGAUGUAGUUGGAUUAGGUCAUCCAUUUUUAAUAUGUUUGAGGCUGUGUGAUUGUAUAAAAUAAUUGCGUAACAUGUGGUGCAUACUACAUACACUGUGGCCCAAUGUUAAAACCAGUAGGUGUAGGAAAACAUCUACAGUGCCUUGCGAACGUAUUCAUUCUGAUCAAACCUUUUCAUUUUCGUGUGCAUGUUAUAUCUGAUCAGGUUUCCUUAACUGUUCAUGGGUGUAGGAAGAUUUUUAGAAAGCAAAGUUUAGUCUGGAAAGCACUACUGAGGCAUUUUUUCAUCUGACCAGAGCACCUUUCACAUUUAUGCUGCAGUCCCAACA
This is a messenger RNA of Girardinichthys multiradiatus, 3263 nucleotides long. RefSeq names its product monocarboxylate transporter 4-like. The transcript has 7 exons. Gene Ontology annotation, biological process: transmembrane transport; monocarboxylic acid transport. Gene Ontology annotation, cellular component: membrane. The record is from RefSeq and is a predicted model, not a curated record. Lineage: Eukaryota; Metazoa; Chordata; Actinopteri; Cyprinodontiformes; Goodeidae. Gene Ontology annotation, molecular function: monocarboxylic acid transmembrane transporter activity. Bases 855 to 2384 code for a protein of 509 amino acids.